AUGGCCUUUGAUGAAAUUCUACAUCAUGUAGGUGACAGUGGAAGAUUUCAGAUUGCGAGGACUGUCCUUUACAUCAUCUUAUCUUUGCUGUCAUCCUCUCAUGACAUCAUGGAGAAUUUUACAGCCGCCAUCCCUGAUCAUCACUGCAGUGUAAACCUUCUUGACAACCCAAGAUCUGAAAUUAAUAUCACCAUGAACUUAACUACUGAAGCUCUGCUGAAGGUCUCCAUCCCAAUGGGCCCCAAUCAGAAACCUGAGCGAUGCCGACGCUUCCGGCAUACCCAGUGGCAAUUCUUAGAUUCCAAUGCAUCAGUUUUUAACAACACUAAGCUGGAGACUGAGCCAUGCCUGGAUGGAUGGACAUAUGACCACAGUGUUUUUACUUCUACCAUUGUUACUGAGUGGGAUUUAGUAUGUGAUUUCCAAUCAUUCAAAUACUAUGCACAAGCCACCACUAUGGCAGGGUAUUUGGUGGCUAGUCUUGUGUGUGGUCUUUUUUCUGACAGGUUUGGAAGGAAACCGUUGUUGGUGUGUUCUUGCUUAGCCUAUGGGAUUUUGGGGUCCUGCUGUGCCUUUGCCCCCAAUUUCUCCCUUUACUGUGUUUUGAGAUUCCUGUUGUCUGCAUCCAUGAGUAAUAUUUUAAUCAACUGUCCUAUCCUUGUUUUGGAAGAAACCUCACCAAAGUGGUACAGCAGAAUCAUAAUACUCAGUGGACUAUUCAUCAGUAUUGGCCAGGCCGGGUUUGGGGGACUAGCUUAUGUGCUUUCAGACUGGCACAUACUGCAACUUGUUCUUGCCUUGCCCUACUUCAUUUUUUUCAUUGUUUUCUGCUGGGGCCCAGAAUCAGUCCGGUGGCUAAUAAGCACUGGGAAAACAGAACAAGCAAUAAAGACACUACAGAAAAUUGUCAUCAAUGGGAAGAAAGACAUUGCAUAUAAUCUAACUACUGAGGCUUUGCAAUCUAAACUUAAGGAAGAUGGGAAAUCAACCAGCGAACAUUUCAGAACAAAGGACUUUAUUACUAAUCCUAUGAUGUGUAAAAUAGUGCUUUGUUAUUCCUGUGUAAUUUUUACAGCAACGUUCGGCACUUUUGGCAUCUUGUUGGAUAUUCAAAAUUUGGGAAACAAUAUCUUCCUGAACCAGAUUCUCAUAGGAGUGGUAGACAUACCCAUCAAAUUACUCACAUAUUUUAUAAUGAGAAGUGUUAGGCGUCGUCCUUCAAUUGCUUUUUCACUCCUUACAAUUGGGAGUUGUACUACCAUCACCGUAUUUCUACCCGAAGAGAUGCAUGUCCUACGCCUUAUUCUUUUCCUUUUGGUAAAAGGAUCUUUUGCAGUUUUCAUCUGCAUAAACAUUGCCUACACCACCGAACUCACACCAACAGUACUCAGGUCAACUGUAGGUGGUGUUUAUUACACUGCUUCCCGAAUAGGAGCAUUCGUAUCUGCACUAGUACUUGUUACUAGAAAGUAUUUUGUACACCUUCCUAUGAUUCUCUGUGGGAUCAUACCCAUAGUGGCAUCAAUCAACAUCUACUUUCUGCCAGAGACUUUCAAUCUUCCACUUUCUGACACUAUCAAGGAUUUGGAGAAAAGAUUGAUGAAUAAAAGCAUCAAUGAGAAAGAAGGGCAAGACUUCUUGGAAACUACGGGAUGCUAA
Molecule: messenger RNA, 1659 nt
Organism: Peromyscus eremicus (cactus mouse)
Lineage: Eukaryota; Metazoa; Chordata; Mammalia; Rodentia; Cricetidae
Product: solute carrier family 22 member 22-like
Biological process (GO): transmembrane transport
Molecular function (GO): transmembrane transporter activity
Source: RefSeq, a predicted model, not a curated record